GCAGCCGGGUGCCUCAUAACAAACUGUGGACGAGCAGAAAUCAGCCAAGAUGAUUCUGAACUUGACCAAUGAAGUCUUCUGCUCCUUUGUCUUUUACGCCGUCCUCUCGCUCAUUAAGAUGUUCGCUCUCGCGGUGCUCACAGGACAGGUCAGACUCCGGAAAAAGGCUUUCGCCAAUCCAGAAGACGCUCUGAGACACGGGGACCUGAAGCUGUGCCGAACUGACCCAGACGUGGAGCGCUGUCGGAGGGCUCACCGCAACGACAUGGAGUGCGUCUACCCCUUCCUCUUCCUGGGUGUGCUGUACUGCUUCCUGGAUCCCAGUCCAUCCAUUGCAAGGAUCCACUUCAGGAUCUUCUUCCUGGCCAGACUGCUUCACACCAUGGCCUAUCUGUUCGCUCUGAAGGCCCCGACUCGAUCCCUGGCCUACACCCUGGGGCAGAUCCCAUGUUUCUCCAUGGCCCUCAAGAUUCUCAUCAACGUCGCCUCCUACUGGUGAAAGAAGGAUGAACUGCUCAUUGGUUGAGGGGUGGAAGCUAGGCCAAUUCCACCUGGUCUUUACAGGAUUCCCUUUAACAGCAUCUCCGGAAGUGAAGGCCUGAUGAAGUGCUCAGUCAGAGAUCAAGCCCAUUCAGUUUCUGGGCCUGAGUGAAAGAACACAGAGUGACCUGAGCUGACCAGACUCAUGUAUCCAGUCAGCAGUGACUUGUUUUUGUAGAAUAAUUAUUUUUCUAGAUGCGAAUAAUUAGACAUUCAGAAAUAAUGACUUUCUUUCUCAUGGUGCUAUUAUGGUGCGAGGUUUCAUUCAGUAAUAUCUGAAGGUCAAUUCCCUCAUCCAUGCUCAGUUCAAUCGUUUCUAAAGGUGCAGAUAAGGUGGGUGGAGAUGUAGUACAUUUGGACUCAGUGCCCUUAUGUGUGUGAGAGACCGUGUCUGUGUGUGCUAGAUUUUGUGUGAGAGACUGUGUAUUUGUGUCUGUGCAUGUGAAUGUGUGUGAGAGAGAGUCUCUGCGUGUGUGUGUGUGUGUGUGUGUGUGAGUCUGUGUAUACAUGUCUCUGUGUGUGAGGGUCUGUGUAAGAGAGUGUGUAUUUGAUUCAGUGUGAUGGCAAGGCCUAGCCAGGUCUUCAUAGCCUUUGUUCAUUAUUGAAGGAAUUCUCCAGACACAGUGGGCAGUGUCCCAGGCCCUGGGCCUGAGUCUGGUUUGAUCCCACCUCAGCAUUCGAUGACUGAGGAAGGUGUGUCCACAAUGCCAAACUGAUUGAAGGUCAACCUGUGAAUCCUUCCAGCAGGCACUAAUGGCAGGCAACAAGAGCAGGAAAGAUAACUCUGAGGAAUUCCAAAGGUAAUCCUCUCACCAGACUGGGAGGGGUGGAGGAGGGGAGAGCUUUUAACAACAUUCCAAGCGGGAAUCCUGUGGAAUGGGUUGGAGCUCCCGUCCAACAAUGUUAGUUUCUGCUGAAUUAGCCACCACUUCCAAUCAGAUGUCGCGUCAAACCCACACCAACUCCAAUCCCUUUAGUCAUGUCAGCUUAAAAUAAAGCCCCUGUCCCAUCAUUGGCAUCUGGGCAGGUUCAGAUCGGAUGUAUCAGUGAACACCUGAUCCAGAUCGAUCCACCCCUCACUGAAAUUACCGAAAAUUAACUGAUAGAAAGUUAAUGGAAGUUAUUUGCAACAUCUGUCAGUCAUUUCAAUGCACAAAGUUGUUAUGUCUUAUUUAUGCUUAGUUUGAGUUUUAUUUAUUAAUGCUAAUUUCUAAUUUAAUAGUGUAUUAUUAAAUGUGUAAGUUGGG
This is a messenger RNA of Hemiscyllium ocellatum (epaulette shark), 1787 nucleotides long. Its product is annotated as prostaglandin E synthase-like. The coding region runs from base 50 to 499 and encodes 149 amino acids. Gene Ontology annotation, cellular component: membrane. Gene Ontology annotation, biological process: prostaglandin biosynthetic process. The transcript is spliced from 3 exons. NCBI's taxonomy places the organism in Eukaryota, Metazoa, Chordata, Chondrichthyes, Orectolobiformes, Hemiscylliidae. Gene Ontology annotation, molecular function: prostaglandin-E synthase activity. The record is from RefSeq and is a predicted model, not a curated record.